UUCUGUCAUACAUAUUAUUGCUUAUUACUAUAUUUAUUUCUUUAGAAAUGUCAGAUAAAAGUACUCCAAUUGUUGCGCCGGAUGGUGGAAUGAUCAAAAUUGCCAAUUCCGGUGAUCACGACCCUGUCUAUGAUAAGCUAGAACAUGCAUUUGGAGUUUCAACAGCAACAAAUGGGACGUUGUCAGCGGAAUUCGAUUCAUCGGCUGAACUCAUCAUGAAAUUACAGAACAUGUUGAGGAGCAUCGAACUCAGUUUGGACAAAGGUAUGGUAAUAAGUAGAGCCAGGAUUUUUAGGCACGAUUAA
This is a messenger RNA of Meloidogyne enterolobii, 305 nucleotides long. The record is from the annotation of a GenBank genome assembly. Lineage: Eukaryota; Metazoa; Nematoda; Chromadorea; Rhabditida; Meloidogynidae.